ACAAAACAGACGCUCUUGCUUUCGAGUGAACUAAGUGGAGUGUGACCAGCACGAAAACUGGGCAACAAAUCGUCUACCAAGGAUACCUGUUGCAAAAUAAAUUGAUGGCAUUCCACGAAUUCCGUCACUUGAAGCUUCGCGAAGAUGAUUUCACAACCGCCAACCCGAGCCAAGUUGGUGACUUGGCAGAGACAUAUGCGAGCGCAGGUCCUUCCAUCUCUGUGCAAUCCACGAUUGCGGCCGCGACUCACAACGUUUCCAUGUCUGCCGAAAUUCUGUGCUAUAUGUCAGCACUCACCGAUAUUUCGCAAGGUGACACCCAAUAUUUGGGCACAUCUUGUCCCGUGGUGUGGGAUGGUCUUACGUGUUGGCCCCAGACAACAGCUUCAUCUCUGGCGGUGGUGCCUUGCUUCGCGUCGCUCAACGGACUUGACUACGAUACCACACAAAACGUCACGCGCCAGUGUUGGCAAAACGGAUCGUGGGCGGCACGUUCCGACUAUUCCAACUGUCGGCCCAUUUUGGAAGGAGCCACGGCUGACACGCAAGUCGACGAGACGUUGUUAUACUACAUCGGCUACGGCCUGUCACUCUGCGCACUUACCCUAGCAUUGUGGAUAUUCUUUUACUUCAAGGACCUCAGCUGCCUCAGAAACACAAUACACGUGAAUCUCAUGGUUACGUACUUUCUCAUUUCUAUAACCUGGAUCAUCACCGCUACGCUGCAGUCGGUGCCUUUGCCAAAUUUCCAAAGAGCAGCUUGCGGUCUGUACAUUGUUCUCACGUACUUGAUGGGGACCAAUUUCUUUUGGAUGUUCGUCGAGGGCCUCUACCUGUACAUCCUAGUCGUGAAGACGUUCUCCGUUGAAGUUGUGCGGAUACACGUCUACGCGUUCAUCGGUUGGGGUUUGCCAGCCAUCAUCACCGCCAUCUGGGCGACGACGAAAUCCUACCUCAGUUCAAGGCAGCACAGUGAUCUCACCAUCUCUGAUAGCGUGUGCGUGUGGCAGAUGAGAGAUCUGUAUGACUGCAUCUUCAUCGUUCCAGUGAUUGGCGUUCUUUUGACGAACAUGUUUUUCCUCGCCGAGAUUAUGUGGGUGCUCAUCACGAAGCUCCGAGCUGCGAACACAGUCGAGUCUCGUCAAUACAGGAAGGCUGCCAAAGCUCUACUCGUCCUUUUGCCACUUCUCGGUGUCACCUACAUUCUCGUUAUUUGGACACCUACGCACAAGACAGCCAGAGUAAUAUUCACCUAUCUGCAGAUUACGCUGCUGUUCACACAAGGUUUCAACGUCGCUGUACUCUACUGCUUCCUGAAUGGCGAGGUGCGAAAGUCUGUGCGGCACCACCUGGAGCGCUGGAAGACUGCCCGUGCCCUGAAACGCGGCGGCCGACGUCGCUCGAGCGCGUCACGUUUCAGCGACGUCCGUGUUGCCAACUCGAAGCGAGGAAGCUGCGGAAGCUUCGCUACGACCACCACGUCGCUGGGAAAUACGCGCCUCUACUCGGCCACCGGAAAGCGCUUCAGCAACGCUUCCUACGGCCCGGUGGCCCUGAAAGAUGAGCUUGUGUGAACGCGAUUCACCGACCUGCACCACACGACUCACGUUCGCAGCGAAACCUCCGACGUUCCUCGCGGAUAGGCAGCACUGACGGACGACAUGCCGGUCUACAUUCAGCAUGCAAUCGUCAAGAGCUAGCGC
Rhipicephalus microplus (southern cattle tick) is the source of this 1703-nucleotide messenger RNA. RefSeq names its product diuretic hormone receptor. Gene Ontology annotation, molecular function: G protein-coupled peptide receptor activity; diuretic hormone receptor activity; peptide hormone binding. Gene Ontology annotation, biological process: adenylate cyclase-modulating G protein-coupled receptor signaling pathway; cell surface receptor signaling pathway. NCBI's taxonomy places the organism in Eukaryota, Metazoa, Arthropoda, Arachnida, Ixodida, Ixodidae. Gene Ontology annotation, cellular component: plasma membrane. The record is from RefSeq and is a predicted model, not a curated record.